Molecule: messenger RNA, 3612 nt
Organism: Vombatus ursinus (common wombat)
Lineage: Eukaryota; Metazoa; Chordata; Mammalia; Diprotodontia; Vombatidae
Gene: SCAF4
Product: SR-related CTD associated factor 4
Exons: 20
Coding region: 96-3335 (1079 amino acids)
Biological process (GO): negative regulation of termination of RNA polymerase II transcription, poly(A)-coupled
Cellular component (GO): nucleus
Molecular function (GO): RNA polymerase II C-terminal domain phosphoserine binding; RNA binding
Source: RefSeq, a predicted model, not a curated record
GGCCCGACCUCUCCGCCCCGCUCCCCCGCCGGCUCCCCCUGCAACGCGAGGUCUAUGAAACCGGCGGGGCCCGGAGCAGCCGCCGCAGCGCGAACAUGGACGCCGUCAACGCCUUCAACCAGGAGCUCUUUUCACUCAUGGAUAUGAAGCCUCCCAUUUCUCGGGCUAAGAUGAUUCUCAUUACUAAAGCUGCCAUCAAAGCCAUUAAGCUUUACAAGCAUGUAGUCCAGAUUGUAGAAAAGUUCAUCAAGAAGUGUAAACCAGAAUAUAAGGUUCCAGGACUGUAUGUAAUUGAUUCAAUUGUGCGGCAGUCUCGUCAUCAGUUUGGAACAGACAAGGAUGUUUUUGGGCCAAGAUUCUCUAAAAAUAUAACAGCCACAUUCCAGUAUUUAUAUCUCUGUCCAUCUGAAGAUAAGAGUAAAAUAGUUCGUGUUCUGAACCUUUGGCAAAAAAAUGGAGUGUUCAAAAUUGAAAUUAUUCAGCCUCUUUUGGACAUGGCAGCAGGAGCUACUAGUGCUGCCUCGGUGCCAGAAAAUGUUACUAAUAAUGAAGGUUCACCUCCACCCCCAAUAAAAGUUUCUUCUGAAACUCCACAAGUCACUACAAACUCAGUACCAACUAUGCCACAGUUGCCAAGCUCAGAUGCUUUCGCAGCAGUGGCCCAGUUAUUUCAGACAACCCAAGGACAACAGCUUCAGCAAAUUCUUCAAACUUUCCAACAACCUUCAAAACCCCAGUCUCCAGCCAUUGAUAAUUCUGUGAUGGCUCAGGUUCAAGCUAUAACAGCUCAGUUGAAGACUACAACGACACAACCACCUGAACAAAAAGCUUCCUUUCCCCAACCUGAGCAAAAAACUACAUUUGAUAAGAAGUUAUUAGAUAGAUUUGAUUAUGAUGAUGAGCCAGAAGCUGCUGAAGAAUCAAAGAAAGAAGAUUCUUCUGUUUCUCCUUCUCUUCCUCAGCCUCCAUUUGGAUUUCCAGGAGAUGGCAUGCAGCAGUCAGCAUAUUCACAGCUUCCAAAUAUAGAUCCCUUUCAGCAGAGAAUGUUGGGAGUACAACAGGAUACAAUACACCAUCAGGUCCCACUCCCUCCUAAUGGACAAAUGCCAGGGUUUGGACUACUUCCUACACCUCCUUUUCCUCCUAUGGCUCAGCCUGUGAUUCCUCCAGCACCACCCGUGCAACAACCUUACCAAACUUCGUUCCAGGCACAAAAUGAACCACAUAUGCAGAAAGUACAUCAACAGGAAAUGGAAGUGGAGCAGCCUUGUGUUCAAGAAACUAAGCGGCAUGUCUCUGAAAACAGAAAGUCAAGAUCUAGGUCAGCAUCAAGGUCACCCAAAAGAAGGAGAUCAAGGUCUGGUUCUAGAUCUCGAAGGUCCCGUCAUAGACGUUCUCGUUCACGGUCCCGAGAGAGGCGCCGGCAUUCUCCUCGAUCCCGAUCCCAAGAGAGACGAGAACGAGAGAGAGAAAGAGAGCGCAGGCAAAAGGGGCUUCCUCAGAUUAAACCAGAAACUGCUAGUGUUUGUAGUACUACACUCUGGGUGGGACAGCUAGACAAAAGAACUACUCAGCAGGAUGUUGCCAGUCUGUUAGAAGAGUUCGGCCCAAUUGAAUCAAUUAAUAUGAUACCUCCUAGGGGUUGUGCCUAUAUUGUAAUGGUCCAUAGACAAGAUGCUUACCGUGCCCUUCAAAAACUGAGCCGUGGCAACUACAAAGUCAACCAGAAAUCUAUAAAGAUUGCCUGGGCCUUAAAUAAAGGAAUAAAAGCCGAUUAUAAACAAUAUUGGGAUGUGGAACUCGGUGUAACUUAUAUACCAUGGGACAAAGUCAAACCUGAAGACCUUGAAAGUUUUUGUGAAGGAGGAAUGCUGGACAAUGAAACACUUAAUCCCGAUUGGAAAGGAAUUCCUAAGAAAUCUGACAAUGAAGUUGCUCAAAAUGGAGGUGCAGAAACUACACAUGCUGAACCAGUAUCACCAAUACCUAAGGCUUUACCUGUUCCUGUUCCUCCAAUUCCUGUUCCUGCACCAAUAACAGUACCGCCUCCCCAGGUACCACCACACCAACCAGGUCCUCCAGUAGUUGGUACACUCCAGCCACCUACUUUCACACCACCUUUAGGAAUACCCCCACCUGGUUUUGGUCAUGGAGUUCCUCCCCCUCCUCCUCCACCAUUUUUACGCCCAGGAUUCAACCCAAUGCAUUUACCACCAGGUUUUCUUCCUCCUGGACCCCCACCUCCUAUAACACCACCAGUGUCUAUUCCUCCUCCCCACACUCCACCAAUAACCAUCCCAAAUUCUACUAUCGCUGGUAUAAAUGAAGACACUACAAAAGACUUAUCUAUUGGAAAUCCCAUUCCAACAGUGGUGUCUGGGGCUAGAGGAAAUGCCGAAUCUGGUGACAGUGCGAAAAUGUAUGGGUCUGCUGUUCCACCUGCUGCGCCUCCUGUUACCCAGCCUGUUUCACUUCUUGGCACUCAAGGAGUUGCGCCUGGUCCUGUAAUUGGGUUACAAGCACCAUCUACUGGUCUCCUGGGUGCUAGGCCUGGCUUAAUACCCUUGCAGCGUCCUCCAGGAAUGCCUCCACCUCAUUUACAACGAUUCCCUUUGAUGCCACCUCGUCCUAUGCCACCUCAUAUGAUGCACAGAGGACCACCUCCAGGCCCAGGAGGCUUUGGAAUGCCACCACCUCAUGGAAUGAAAGGCCCCUUUCCACCCCAUGGCCCUUUUGUUAGGCCUGGUGGAAUGCCAGGACUUGGAGGACCAGGACCAGGCCCUGGUGGAGCUGAAGACCGAGAUGGAAGGCAACAGCAACCACAACAGCAACCACAACAGCAGCAACAAUUUAGAAAUGAAAAUAGGCAGCAGUUCAAUUCAGGUAGAGACCAAGAAAGAUUUGGGAGGAGGUCUUUUGGAAAUCGGGUAGAAAAUGAUCGGGAACGCUAUGGUAACCGUAUUGAUGACAGAGAUAAUAGUAACCGUGAAAGGAGAGAGUGGGGAAGAAGAACCCCUGAACGAGACAGGCACAGAGACUUGGAAGAGAGGAGACGAUCCAGUGGACAUCGAGAUAGGGAUUCUAGAGAGAGAGAUUCUCGUAGAGAUAAGGAAGAAAAUCGAGGGAAAGAAAAACCUGAGGUGACAGAUAGGUCAGGUGGCGAUAAAACCAUUGAACCUUCUAGUAGCCAAGUGGGAAACGCAGACACUAUUUCAGAACUUGAUAAAGGGGAGUCAACAGUUAUAAAUCCUACUGAAGAGUUACCAUCAGAGGCUACUUCAUCUGUUGAUGAACCUGAAAAGGAUUCUGCCUCGGGAGUAGAGGCUUCUCGCUAGAGACUGGAAUUUGUCAAAAUGUGACAGUGACAUUGAAGCAUAGAGCUUGAGGUGUACAGACAGAUGCUGUAUUAUAUUUGCUUCUGCUAUAUCACAGCCCCUCAGUAGUUGGUGGGGAAUUACAAGCAAUUUGAUUGCUUCCCUUCUAUUUAAAAUAGCCACAAAAUGACAAAAAUAUGAAUAAAAUAUUACCCUUUUGCUGUAACUUUUUAAAAGUUUUGACUUUAAAAAGUUUACAAAUCGUGAUUAGAAGUGCUUUCUAUUUUUUUUUUUUAAU